Paraphaeosphaeria sporulosa is the source of this 375-nucleotide messenger RNA. RefSeq lists its product as uncharacterized. Bases 145 to 336 code for a protein of 63 amino acids. The record is from RefSeq and is a predicted model, not a curated record. The transcript has a single exon. Lineage: Eukaryota; Fungi; Ascomycota; Dothideomycetes; Pleosporales; Didymosphaeriaceae.
AUGCAAUGGAUAGCAUACACGUAGCACUACAGAAGAUCCAGAGGGGUCUGCAGAGACUGAAUGGUUGGCGUGCAUGCACUGGGAGCAUUUGCAUCCCAACGUGUGAUUUGGGAUGGAGUACAUGGCGUUGGUUCUGGAAGGUAAAUGGUUUCAGUAAGUCUCCAGGCGGUGCAAGUGUGUAUCAACACAGUAGAACCAGAGGCGACCUCAAUGAUAAAGGGCGUUUGUGGAGAGGGCUGCGUCUCUACAGCGUGGAUUUAUGUAGGGUGUGCGGGAGGCAGGAGAGCACUAAGAGCGUCAGUGACCAACGCGGCCCGUGCUACGUUACGUUUGUAGCAUUUUCGAUCUGGAUAAUGAAUGUCUAUAUUCCAUGUA